Molecule: messenger RNA, 2229 nt
Organism: Phascolarctos cinereus (koala)
Lineage: Eukaryota; Metazoa; Chordata; Mammalia; Diprotodontia; Phascolarctidae
Gene: LCK
Product: LCK proto-oncogene, Src family tyrosine kinase
Biological process (GO): protein phosphorylation
Molecular function (GO): ATP binding; protein binding; protein tyrosine kinase activity
Source: RefSeq, a predicted model, not a curated record
AGGAGGCAGGAAGUUGGGGUUGGACGUGGGCUGGGUGCUGAGAAGGCAAAUUGAGGCAGCGACAAGGCCCCAGGAGCCUCAUCCAUCCUCUGGGUGGUGAUGGGGCCGCUGGACCAGAAGGACCAUGUGAACCAGGCUCAGUGAACAUAUCAGGCAGGAGCCCACCAUAGGCAGGGACCAUGGGCUGCUCCUGCAGCUCCAGCCUCGAUGAGGACUGGAUGGAAAAUAUCGACGUGUGUGAACGAUGCCACUACCCUAUCGUCCCAUUGGAUGCCAAGGGCACGCUCCCAAUGAGGAAUGGUUCUGAUGUACGGGAUCCCUUGGUCACCUAUGAGGGUUUAAACCCACCUGUGUCUCCGUUACAAGAUAACCUGGUCAUCGCCCUGCACAGUUAUAAGCCCUCCCAUGAUGGGGACCUGGGCUUUGAGAAGGGGGAGCAGCUGAGGAUUCUGGAACAGAAUGGAGAAUGGUGGAAGGCACAGUCCUUGACCACUGGCCAGGAGGGCUACAUUCCCUUCAACUUUGUGGCCAAAGCAAACAGCCUGGAGCCUGAGCCUUGGUUUUUCAAGGACCUGAGCCGGAAGGAUGCUGAGAGACAACUUUUGGCCCCUGGAAAUACCCACGGAUCCUUCCUGAUCAGAGAGAGCGAGACCACUGCAGGCUCCUUCUCUCUGUCUGUGCGGGACUUUGACCAGAACCAGGGGGAGGUGGUGAAACAUUACAAGAUCCGCAACCUGGACAAUGGCGGCUUCUACAUUUCCCCCCGAAUCACCUUUCCUAAUCUGCAUGAGUUGGUCCAGCAUUAUUCCAAAGUCUCAGAUGGGCUAUGCACUCGACUGAGCCGGCCCUGCCAGACCCAAAAGCCACAGAAGCCCUGGUGGGAAGACGAGUGGGAGGUUCCAAGAGAGACACUGAAGCUGGUCGAGAGGCUGGGAGCUGGCCAGUUUGGGGAGGUUUGGAUGGGGUACUACAAUGGGCAUACCAAGGUAGCUGUGAAAAGCCUGAAAGCGGGCAGCAUGUCUCCUGAUGCCUUCCUGGCCGAGGCCAACCUGAUGAAACAGUUGCAGCACCAGCGGCUGGUACGCCUUUAUGCCGUGGUCACACAGGAGCCCAUCUACAUCAUCACUGAGUACAUGGAGAAUGGAAGCCUGGUAGACUUCCUCAAAACCACAACUGGAGUCAAACUAACCAUCCACAAAUUGCUGGAUAUGGCUGCACAGAUUGCCGAGGGCAUGGCCUUCAUUGAAGAGCGCAAUUACAUUCACCGGGACCUUCGGGCAGCCAACAUUCUGGUAUCAGACACACUGAACUGUAAGAUUGCUGACUUUGGGUUGGCCCGGCUAAUUGAGGACAAUGAAUACACGGCCAGGGAAGGAGCAAAAUUUCCCAUCAAGUGGACAGCUCCUGAGGCCAUCAACUAUGGGACAUUUACCAUUAAGUCAGAUGUCUGGUCUUUUGGCAUCCUGCUCACAGAAAUCGUCACCUAUGGGAGGAUCCCCUACCCAGGAAUGACCAACCCUGAGGUGAUUCAGAAUCUGGAGCAGGGCUAUCGAAUGGUGAGGCCUGACAACUGCCCAGAAGAGCUAUACAAACUGAUGAUGCUGUGCUGGAAGGAGAGGCCUGAGGAACGGCCCACCUUUGACUACCUGAGGAGUGUCUUAGAAGACUUCUUCACUGCCACUGAGGGCCAGUACCAGCCCCAGCCAUGACCUUCCUACUUCAGCCUCUCCCAUCCCAGUCCCUGGCCCACCCCCAAAUUUCAUCCUCUCCUCCUAAACGGCUCCACUCAGAUUGAGGCAGGGAAGAAUCUGACAGAAGACAGGGGGCAUCCUGCCUGAGGCUACACUCUCCCAUCCGGAUGGAGGCAUGGGGCUCCAAUAUCUCAGGCAACAUGCUUGUGACUCCCUAACCUGCCAGGGCAGGAAGACAGCAGAAGACUUGGCUUUGGACUCGUCCUUUGUGUGCCCUACCCCUAAUGUUUGGUCUCCCAGACUGAUCUCUCCACCUCCAUCCUCUCCCUGGUUUCCCAGGGCCAGAAGAGAAGCUUGGACUUUGCCUCAGCCUUUUGAUUCUUGUUUAUGUGUUCACCUAGACUGGACUCACUGUCUCAGUUCCCACAAAAUUCACAUUCUUAGCAGCCUUUUGAGGGUAGGGAUUGUUCUUCUCCAUUUCUGUAUCUCUCUCAGGCCUUGUCCUGCACAUAGAUGUCCAAUAAAUGUUAGCUAAGAA